AGUGAUACCGGAAGCCAGGAGCUUCCUGUUCAACAGAAAAACAGCGGGUUUUUCCUUUAGCGAGCGGUAUAUUACUCUCAGGAAAUAAGGGCCUAGGAAGCAGGCUUAUUGCGACUCUGGACCCGGGCACUUUGGCAUUGUACAUUAUAGCUGUGAGGGGUCCGAGAAACACAGGGUGUGAGAAGGCAGGAAGACCAUGUCCAUGUGUGCUCACGGCCGAAGUCCUGCUCCAAGGAAAUCCAGGUGGCUCUGUCUGACUGUGCUGCUGCUUCUGCAGCAAGGGAACUGGGGUCAGAUCACGGUGACCCAGAGCCCGAAUGUGGUUGUGUCGAGGCUGAAUCACAACGCCACUCUGGCCUGCAGGUUCUCGCACACCCGAAAACAGGGGGUGACCGGGGUGAUCCUGUACUGGUACCACACCGGGCCCAACGGGCAGGACCUGUACGCCUACCCCGACUCCCAGGCUCGGCCUGAGUACAAGAACCGGGUCGUGGCCCUUGACAGAAACAGCACCUCGGAGAACAAGUCCGUGGUUUUGCAGAACGCGACCUGGAGGGACAGCCAGAGGUACCGCUGCAUGCUGUCGUACGAAACGCUACAGGAGCCCCAGAGAAAGAGAGGAGGAGGAGUUCUGCUUCUGUUGCACGAUUCUAUGACCUUUGACCUUGCCCCUGGGAUGGUGAGCGAACUGCUGUGCUCCGUCAAAGUGUCCCCGGACCCCGGGUUCCUCCUGAGUGUGUUCCGGGAUGGCGUGCACGUUCUGACUGCCCAAAACCACACCCCCGCCCCCCACGUCACGCUGUCGCUCCUCGUCCCCGUCGCCCACAACAUGGAGUGCCGGCUCAAUCACAGCUCGGGCUUCAUCCUGAGAAAGACCUACUCCAUCCAGCCGCUUCCCGAGCCAGUCUUGCUCUAUGUCGCCAUACUGCUUGUGCCCUUCAUCGUUUUAGUCAUCUCCCUGACUGCAUAUCUCAUCAUGAGAUCCAGGCGUGUAAAAAGUCGCGGAGAUCGCUAAUAUGCUGACGCAACGCUAAACGAGCCGGGAUCACCUUCAGCUGUUUGCCUGCGUUCACAUAGCCAAGGAGAGAUCUGCUCGUCGCGUUCACGUCUGCUGUCAAUCUAGGAGUGCCUGGCUGAAAUGAUGUUACUGUGGAGAAAAAGUCCUGACCCUCACCUGCACUGCAGCCAACAGGACAGCCCCCCGCCUACAUACAGGACAUGAUUCAAUCCACCACGCCAGCUCGACCACUCCGCUCUGCUGCAGCAGGGGUAACUUGCACUCCCUGCCAUCCGGGUGAAUGGUUUUCGCUCAUCCCUGCCACGGAGCUUCUCCACCCUAGCUCCCCAGUGGUGGAACGACCUCCCUGUUCCUCUACGGACAACUCGGUCAUUCCCCAUCUUCUGCCAUGGUCCGAAGACACAUCUCCUCAGGCUGUACCUGGACUAACUAUCACUACUCUGCAGGGCGCUCCCAAUCCAGGAUCACUCUUGUCACCUAUAUCCUUCCACUCCUGUAGCACUUUCAUGAUACACAUGCACCUCCUGUACCACUUUCAUAUUUCAUGUAGCUCCAUCCAGCACUUAAUGUCUCCUCGUUCGACUUAACAUUACCCUCUGACCUAGCCUGUGCUUACUGCGUGAACUGGACUUAAUGUGUUCAUGGCUAUGAAUAACUGUUACAUAAUGAGUAUUGUAUCUUAUCGGACCUGUGUUUUGUAGUUGUUCCAAUGACCUUCGGUAUGCACUUAUUCUACGUCACUUUGGACAGAAGUGUCAAAUAAAUGGAAUGUAGCGUAAUUAGCCAUCAGCCUGUAGUUUUUUUCGGUUUAACUUGUCAGAAGCAUUUUUUGAAAAUCAUGAUCAUGUCUAACAGUACUGACAUCAUCUUAACUGAUCAGCCAGCUAAUACUAUAACUGUACAUAGAAAGCUGCCUUUUUAGUGCAAGAGGGUUAUUUUUUAGAGGUAAUUGCUUUUUUAUAGACAAAAAUAUUCAUAGUAGAUACUACUGUAUAUUUAAAUAUCAAUGAGCAAGACUUUUUUUAUUUCUUUUUUUUUUUACAAAUAAAUAAUCAUAAAACCAAAUAAAAAUAAUAACGCUAUUAUGCAGUCUUUGACAGGUUAUUGUUUUUUGAGGGGCAUUAUGGGUAUUCUGACCAUGGAGAAAGGCUACUAAACCUAGUAUAGCAAUGAACAAUGUCAAAAUAAAAGUGUUGAGAUUUAACAUGCCA
Molecule: messenger RNA, 2229 nt
Organism: Anguilla rostrata (American eel)
Lineage: Eukaryota; Metazoa; Chordata; Actinopteri; Anguilliformes; Anguillidae
Exons: 6
Coding region: 197-1015 (272 amino acids)
Source: RefSeq, a predicted model, not a curated record